Molecule: messenger RNA, 950 nt
Organism: Carcharodon carcharias (great white shark)
Lineage: Eukaryota; Metazoa; Chordata; Chondrichthyes; Lamniformes; Lamnidae
Gene: med28
Product: mediator complex subunit 28
Exons: 4
Coding region: 36-578 (180 amino acids)
Cellular component (GO): mediator complex
Source: RefSeq, a predicted model, not a curated record
GUGGGGCUACGCGUGCGCAGACAGCACUACGUAAGAUGGCCGCCUCGCUUCCCGGGAUGUUUCCGCAUCCGUCGCAGAAUCCGCCACCUCCGCCUCCUGGACCCGGACCUGGACCCCCAGCACCCACCGGGGUCAGUCUCACUGCAGCUCCGCCUAGGCCUCCUAGCACUCUUGUUGACGAGCUCGAGGCGUCAUUUGAGGCAUGCUUUGCAUCACUGGUCAGUCAAGACUAUGUGAAUGGAACUGAUCAAGAGGAAAUUCGAACAGGUGUAGAGCAAUGCAUCCAAAAGUUUUUGGACGUCGCCAGACAAACGGAGUGUUUCUUUCUUCAGAAAAGGCUACAGCUUGCUGUACAAAAACCUGAACAAGUCAUAAAAGAGGAUGUUUCUGAAUUAAAAAAUGAGCUACAGAGAAAGGAAGCCUUGAUCCAGAAGCACCUAAGCAAGCUGCGCCACUGGCAACAAGUCUUGGAAGAUAUUAAUGUGCAGCCCAAAAAAUCAGCAGACCUAGCUCAAGGACCUUUGGCCUAUCUUGAACAAGCAUCUGCAAAUAUCCCAGCUCCACUAAAGCAAACAUGAAAAUUAUACACAUAGGCCAAGAUGUUUGGAACUGUUUUACCUAUUCUGCUACCCCAGUGACGCCACCCUCCUGGCUCCCCCCUGCAACUCCCCCAUCAGUACAAAACAACAGUUCCAGUUAAUUUCUUGAAUAGAGGGAGAUGCCAAAUAUACAUAUACAGUGACUAAAUCACUUUGCAAUUACUUUCAGUUGGACUGUAAGGUAUAAAUUACUGAUACAUGCAUCUUCAGAUCAGUUGUCAAUGUGAAAAUGUGUUUAAUUAUAUUGUUGACAUUGUUAUAAAGCUGUACAAAAAAACUAUGUAUUGCUAUUAUGUAUGUUGCGGAAUUUCUGCAAUUUUCAGAGCAAUUAAAAUAAAGGAUGCUAUUGAA